Messenger RNA from Eleginops maclovinus (Patagonian blennie), 2604 nucleotides. It is a transcript of the gene slc35a3a, whose product is annotated as solute carrier family 35 member A3a. Lineage: Eukaryota; Metazoa; Chordata; Actinopteri; Perciformes; Eleginopidae. Gene Ontology annotation, biological process: pyrimidine nucleotide-sugar transmembrane transport. The coding region runs from base 429 to 1415 and encodes 328 amino acids. The record is from RefSeq and is a predicted model, not a curated record. The transcript has 8 exons. Gene Ontology annotation, cellular component: Golgi membrane. Gene Ontology annotation, molecular function: UDP-galactose transmembrane transporter activity.
CACGGAAGUCAUCCAGGAUCUUUUUUUUUAUAUGCAUGAUAUUUGCUAUCACUUUCUAGAGAGACUCUGCAUACUAUACUCUUCCCUCAGCCGCUAAAUAAUACCGUAAUGACGGUAAAAGAUGCAGCCGGCGGUGCGGAAACGCUGAUAAGAUAACGCGCAGUUAUUAGCAGCAGAUAGCGGACAUCAGUGCGGGUCAAUGGACUUGAAAUGCUGCUGUUUUGACAGCUGGGUUCAGCCUCCAGUACCUGGUCUGUGAGCCACCUGCUGAGGACAGACACGACCCGACGAUUCAACCCUAAAGACGGGGUUACUUUAUGUAGAGACGCAUAUCUAAGUGUGUGAAGUUGCUAUUAAAGCGCCAUUGAAGAAUAACCAGAGACUUGUCUUCUCAGUAUUGUUUGCUCACCUAACACCGACCUGUGGUCAUGGCUUCUGCCCGGCUGAAGUACCUCUCUCUGGGCGUGCUGGUGUUCCAGACCACCUCUCUGGUGCUCACCAUGCGGUACUCGCGCACCCUGCAGGCCGAGGGCCCGCGGUACCUGGCCUCCUCCGCAGUGGUGGUGGCCGAGGUCAUGAAGAUCUUCACCUGUGUGCUGCUCGUCUUCAAAGAGCACAAUUAUAGCUGGCGAGCUCUGAACAGCAUUCUUCGUCAGGAAAUUGCCCACAAACCCAUAGAGACGCUGAAGCUGGCGAUUCCCUCUGGGAUCUACACGCUGCAGAACAACCUGCUGUACGUCGCCUUGUCCAACCUGGACGCAGCCACCUACCAGGUGACGUACCAGCUGAAGAUCCUCACCACGGCUCUGUUCUCCGUGUCCAUGCUGGGCCGCAGGCUCGGCGUCUACCAGUGGCUCUCGCUGCUUAUUCUUAUGGCUGGAGUGGUUUUUGUGCAGUGGCCCUCUGACUCUACAGCGGACCCCGAGAAAGAGGCCCUCUCUGCGGGCUCCCAGUUUGUCGGUGUGGCGGCCGUUCUGGUGGCCUGCUGCUCCAGUGGCUUCGCUGGUGUCUACUUUGAGAAGAUUCUGAAGGAGAGCAAGCAGAGCGUCUGGGUGCGCAACAUCCAGCUAGGGAUGUUUGGCCUGGUGUUCGGCCUCUUUGGGAUGAUGGCGUAUGACGGAGAAAGGGUGAGGGAGUCGGGGAUGUUCCAGGGAUACAACACCGUCACCUGGACGGUUGUAGCACUUCAGGCGCUGGGUGGUCUGGUCAUAGCAGCGGUCAUCAAGUAUGCAGACAAUAUCCUCAAGGGCUUCGCAACAUCGCUCUCCAUCAUCCUGUCAACGCUUAUAUCCUACUUCUGGCUACAGGAUUUUGAGCCCACUGGCGUGUUCUUCCUGGGGGCCAUGUUGGUCAUCACGGCCACUUUCCUCUACGGCUACGAAGGAAAGCCAUCCCCCAACCCCAGCAGGGCCUGAGGACCCUCCCGGCUGACACUACAGCAAGCAGCAUGAGGUCCUGUUGAAGCGACAAGACGUGGAGUUGAAAGGAGGUCAGAGAGCUGGAGGAAAAAGGAGGGCAAAGGUCUUUAUCAUAUAGUGUGAUCACAAAAAGGAGGAUGUAAUAUAUUCGGAAACGGGACAAAAAAAAGGCUAAAAAUAAAGAGGAAGCACAACGCAUAAAUGGGUCUCACACACCGAAAGUGCCUCAGCUGAGACGAAACUGGGGAAACACGAUUGCAUUAUUUUCUUUCUGCUGUAGAGACAAUCCUGGCUGCCACACCUCCAGGUCUGGAGAGUUUUUCUUAGCAGGACCGACUGAUUGUCUUGAUAAAGAGCUACCUGUCACUGUUACUGCCACAUCAGAAAGAACUAUACAAAACAGGUUUUCAGAGGGAGCCGUGCAGAUGUUUCGCUUCAAAACCAACUUUUUUUUCGACUUAGUGCAACUUUAGCCAACAUUGUCGGCUUGUUCCCCUCACAGUCGCGGUAUGUAUUGCCCUGAAAGCAUAUUUUAGUCGCCCUGAAAUGAACUUCCACAUCCAUUGUUCAUUUUAAACCUUUUCCCAUUAACGCUCAACACACCGAGAGCCUUUAGUCGAUGGUAAUGUCAGUGACCAUAACUAGUAUUGUUUCCUAAAUCGUGGCUGCCCUGGUUCAGCUAUUUUUGGAAUCAGUUUUUGCAGCCAGGGAACAUAUAGUCUUCAGGACGUCUUUGAUAUCAUGUACGGUGACAGAGUAACUGUAUGACUUGCUGUCUGCUGUGGUGCAGCUUACUCUAUUACAGUCAUCUGGGUGUAUGACAGAUUUGGAUUAAUUGUAUGUACAACUUGAAUUUAUGUUAAUUGGGGUUAUUAAUCAGCAUUUUAAAUUGUAAUCUAAGUGAAUUGAAAAAUGUGGUUCUUACCUGACAUUUCAAAGCCGCUGAUUAUAAAACAUACAGCUCUUUAUGUCAUCCUGUAACAAUACAUGUAUAUUGUUAAUUAUUUUUGUUGCAAAGUAAUCAAAACUGACAUCAGACAUGAGGCAUUAUGUACAUUGAAAUGUAAAAUCUGAAUGAUGUUUUCCUUUACUUGAUAAAGCGGGUAUAAUUAAUAAGUUAAUUAUUUUUAGUUACUAUUAUUUGAAUCUUUUAUAAAAUAAAAAUAAAAAACGUUUCUGACUGUUA